AUAGACGUCGGCUCACUUUGCAUCAAUGCAGCAGAAUGGCUACACUUACAAGCCCGUGUUAUCAAAACAAGGCUUUGCUUUAAACCAUAUUUUCCCACCAUUUGCUUUUUUGACCCAUUCGUUUUUGUUUGUUAAUCGUGUGUAUUGGGAUACAAUGUAAACUGGUUCUAUGGAUGAGUGAACAACGGUUACGAGCAGGGGAUUAGGGGACCUAUUCUCUUUAAACUUGUUCCACGUAAUCCGGGGGCAUUCCGACAGUCAACUGAUUAUUGAUUGUGUGUUCGGGUUCCUGUUGGCUUUUCUGGAAUUUCUGUUCUAAAUUUAACCUUUGUCGUAGGGGGCUAGUCCCAAUGUCCUCACCGGGAUAAUUCGUUGAUACGGUGUGAAAUAGUGGGAAAUGGAGCCGGAACAUCAGGAGAAAGAGUUUCGUGAAAACUUGGAAGAUUUAACCGAGGAAUCAGAACCUGACGGACUGAAAGCUGCCUUCAACAAAACACUGAAAGAUUUUCUUGGUCUUAAGUCGAAGAAAAAGAAAAGAAGAAAUGGACCUCCCUCAGAAACCAAUAUCGACGAAGAUAAAACCGGUCUUUUGGAGACUCGAACCAAUCAGAACAGCCGGAAACCACGUGCAGUUCCCAGCGUACCAGAGUCUGAAGAUACCAUACGUCAAUCACAGGGCUCCGAAGAACUCAACUGGUCAUACCCAGAGUCGUCCCGCCCACAAACCGAUCAUGGCCACCAGCCGUCUGUUGACGAUACCAGAUACAACUUCCGCCACGAGAAGAUCGGUCAUGCUGUCCUUGUAAUUAACAGUAUAUUUGACAGCCAAUCUGAAAGAAAAAAUGCUGCAUGGGAUUUAUACUUCAUGCGUAAAAUGUUCCAGGAGAUGGGGUUUGAAGUAAACGUUCUUGAAAACCUUACUUCUAGAAAACUUCUCACUGAAAUGAAAAGUAUACAGAAAAGCAUUACUGAAGAAUCGGACUGUUUUGCCUGUGUCCUCAGUUCACAUGGUAUGGAGGGACAAACAAGCACUAAGGGGAGAGGUCCCGAACCUUUUGUUCGAACAGAACAUUUCUUCUACACCAAAGACGGGGUUGUUAGAACUACAGAACUCCUGGAGUUAUUUAAUAAUCAGAACUGUCGAGCUCUGAGAGGGAAACCAAGGAUGUUUUUCAUUCAGGCCUGUAGGGGUAGACUUGAUGUACAGAAAGAUGACGAAGUUGACAAGGGUGUACCAGUCCACAUUAUUCAACCGGAUGUGACCAAAGACGUAAGAAAAGCUACAGAUGCCGAUGUUGGAGGCAAAUAUGACGAUUAUGCGGGUCGACGACCUGAAGAAUUCCGGAAUAAUUUUAAUGUUGUUAGCCUUAAUCCAGUGUAUGAAGAAAGAAGUGUUUAUGGUUUAUCUGGACAAUACACUGGAAAUUAUCGACAAGCACAUGGUUAUGUGGUGAAAGCGCAGGCUGUAAUGAGUAACCAGCCAAGAGAACCUCCUAGUCGCACCACAACGUACAAAAUUCCAAAUAUAGAUACCGAACCGCAGAACAUAGAAGUCUUUCAGAUUCCGUGUUUUAAUGACUUCCUGGUGAUGUUUUCUUCUGCAGCAGGUACUAUAGCAUGGUCCGAUCAGGGAAAGGGUGGCUGGCUGAUGUACUGUUUGUACCACGUGUUCCGGGACAUCACUUACACAAACGAAGAUCUUCUGACGAGUCUAACAAGAGUCUGUGGGAAGAUGGCGUUUACCAUGGAAACGUAUUGUCCCAGCACCCCUCACUACGACAAAGCCAAAUCAGCCGCCUGUAUAUAUCACAGACUUACCAAAGAUAUUUAUUUGCAACCUGUCUCUUAUAGAGAGAGAGAGAGAGAGAGUAUAACAAAUCUGAAGGGUAAAAAUAUUUGAUAUUUGUUUUGUUUUUAUUUGCUUGGUUUUAUUUUGUUCCGGUUAUAUAACAGAGAGAGAGGGAGAGAGAGUUACUUAAAGGGGUAAAAUAUUAUAUAUAUGAAGGGUAAAUACUUUACAUUUGUUUUUUUUACUGCUUGUUGUUAUUUUUAGUAUAUUAACAUUUGUUUGGGUUAUAUUUUGUCGUAAUAUUAUGUUCUAUUUAGUCAAUUACAUCUGGGCAAUUAUUAAAGUAUUACUGAAGUUUAU
Molecule: messenger RNA, 2149 nt
Organism: Saccostrea cuccullata (small rock oyster)
Lineage: Eukaryota; Metazoa; Mollusca; Bivalvia; Ostreida; Ostreidae
Exons: 7
Coding region: 398-1900 (500 amino acids)
Biological process (GO): proteolysis
Molecular function (GO): cysteine-type endopeptidase activity
Source: RefSeq, a predicted model, not a curated record